AUGAUUAUAUAUACCAUAUUCUUAUGGCUUGUAUAAAGUUUACCGAAUUACUAUGGAACAGCCCAACCAGAUAUCCAAUAGAUGAUUUAACUAAACUAUACUUAAAAAGUUAACAGCCUAAUAAUCAAAUUCUACAAAAGAGAAGACGAUGUACUUUGUUUAGUUUCUCCAAGCGAUUUGGAAUAAACGACAUUAAGUGAUCUUGAUUUGUCUUACAACCCAAAAGGAUCUGAAAUUUAUGACUAUCAAAGUUACUAAGCCAAUAAUGAGAAUCAGCUUGUCCAAUUGGAUUAUGUCGCAAUAAUCUACAUAAAAUGUUUGCAAUUAAACCAUACUCAAUACUAACCUAUCAGUCUGGAGAUCUAUUAUUAAGAAAGCCAACAUGUAUAAGGUUGCAUAAACGAUUGUAACGGAUACAACUAUCCUGACGUCUAGGAUUCUGUUUGUGUAGCUGAAUAAUGUCACUGUUUGGAUGGUGCAUUCGGAUAAUAUUGCUAAUUCCAAUCCGCACAGAUACAAAGCAACGUUCUUACUUCCUUUACCUUAGAUUCACACAAUUGGAAGUAUUUUCAGUACAAAUUUAGUUCGAAGGACAUAAAUCUAUUUUUAUAAAACGAAGAGGAUGAUUUAUGUAUUUAAUUGUACAAUAACAUAUAUAGAUUAUAGCUUUGUAUUAAAGGUAAAUCCUUAAUUGAAUAUCCCAACUAUGAAGGACAGUUAGAAAUUAUUGACACUCAAUAAUAUUUAAUAGGAAUUAAGAGGCAAAUUGAAUAGUACAUAUGUCGACAUAAUUUAUAUCGGACUCUACAAUAAUCAAUCUAAAUCUGUCAACCUACAAUUCAAGAUCAUCACAACUGAAGAAGAGGAAGAAAGCACUUUUGAGCGAAACAAAAUUAUUAUUGUUGUGACUGGAUGUGUGGUAGGAUCAUUGCUCUUGUUUGCUUUCGGGUUAUCAGCUCUCAAAUCUCGGUAACAACGAUAAUUCCAAUAACAAAUACAAGAGGUGAUUAGAAGAAAUCUAGACCAAGUUCGUAAUAUGGAAUAAAUGCAAGCCUAAAGUCCAGAUCGCUAAGUCAUCCAAACCAAUAACAAAGGUACAACUUAAGCAACUUAUGAGGUCUCUCGUUAAGAUUUAUUAAAGAUCACUUUAAAGGACAUAACUAUGAAAAAAUCACUAAAGUAUAUCCAGGCUUGUCCUAAUUUGAAGAAUGUGCUGUGUGUUUAGAAUAAAUGAAGAAGGCUACUACGAAACUACAAAAGAUUUGUUCUGUCACUCCUUGUUUUCACAUUUUCCAUUCCAUGUGUCUUGAGGAAUGGUUAUUAAGAUAGAAGAAUUGUCCAUUUUGCAGAACUGAAUUUACUAGAAAGAAACUCAUCAAAGACUACCCUUGGUUGGAGAUUAACACUCUUAGAGUUAACAAUACAGAUUCAACUUAUUUGAGUCGUAUGAAAAAUAAUUUAGAAACUGUUAAUGAGAGUUAAAUUGAAUUUGCAAAGUAGUACCCAAAAGAUUUAGAAUAACAAACAAACUAAAUCGAAGAAAUUAAUGAAUGA
Messenger RNA from Paramecium octaurelia, 1554 nucleotides. Lineage: Eukaryota; Ciliophora; Oligohymenophorea; Peniculida; Parameciidae. The record is from the annotation of a GenBank genome assembly.